UGACAAAUUACAAACGAACAUGUAGACAUUAAAGAAGAUAAUAGAUGCGGUCUCCACUUUCUCAUAGUUGAGGUGUCUCACUUGUUGAGUUUGUGCUCAUCCAAAACCAACAGAAAAUUCACCAACUUCAGAGAGCCUUAUAAGUUCUCAACAACUUGUGUGUUGUUUAUCCGAUGGGAGAAGAAAGCUUAACAAUCCAUAACAAAAUGGAAGAAGUUGUUGAAAGAGAAGAAGAAGAAGUAAUAGACCCAGAAGGCAAUCCACUAAAUCAGCCUCUACUCAUCAAGAGGAAUCGGACACUGUCUUCCAAUCCACUUGCUCUGGUCGGAGCAAAAGUUUCCUAUAUAGAAAGCUUGGACUAUGAGAUAAAUGAGAAUGAUCUGUUCAAGCAUAAUUGGAGAAGCAGAUCAAGAGUUGAAGUAUUGCAGUACAUAUUCUUGAAAUGGACCCUGGCACUUCUUGUUGGACUUCUCACUGGUAUUAUAGCCACCCUCAUCAAUCUUGCUGUUGAGAACAUUGCAGGAUACAAGCUUCUGGCUGUUCUUAGAUACAUCCACACAGAAAGGUACUUGGCGGGUUUCCUAUAUUUCACGGGCGUUAAUUUGUUCUUAACAUUGAUUGCUGCUGUUCUGUGUGUGUGUUUUGCACCCACAGCAGCUGGACCGGGAAUACCUGAAAUCAAAGCUUAUCUUAAUGGCAUUGAUACUCCCAACAUGUUUGGUGCUACAACGUUAAUAGUCAAGAUAAUUGGAAGCAUUGGAGCCGUCGCUGCAGGCUUAGAUCUGGGGAAAGAAGGACCCUUGGUACACAUAGGAAGCUGCAUUGCUUCCUUACUAGGCCAGGGAGGCCCUGACAAUUACAAGAUCAAAUGGCGCUGGCUCCGAUACUUCAACAACGAUCGCGAUCGCCGGGAUCUUAUUACCUGCGGUGCAUCUGCAGGAGUUUGUGCAGCGUUUCGCGCACCUGUGGGUGGAGUUCUCUUUGCCCUUGAAGAGGUGGCAACAUGGUGGAGGAGUGCACUCCUAUGGAGAACUUUCUUCUGCACAGCUGUUGUGGUGGUGGUGCUCAGGGCCUUCAUUGAAAUCUGCAACUCUGGGAAAUGUGGCCUUUUUGGGUCAGGAGGGUUGAUCAUGUUUGAUGUGAGCAAUGUCACUGUUAGGUACCAUCCUAUUGAUAUCAUCCCAGUUGUAGUCAUUGGAAUCGUAGGUGGGAUAUUGGGAAGCCUUUACAAUCAUCUUCUACACAAGAUCCUCAGACUCUACAAUCUCAUCAAUCAGAAAGGAAGAAUGCACAAACUCCUCCUCAGUCUUGCAGUUGCACUCUUCACAUCAGUGUGUCAAUAUGGUCUCCCAUUCCUAGCAAAAUGUACCCCUUGUGGCUCACUGCCUCCAGAUUCAGAGUCUGUCUGCCCCACCAAUGGAAGGUCUGGAAAUUUCAAACAAUUCAACUGCCCACCUGGCCACUACAACGAUCUUGCCACCCUUCUGCUUACAACUAAUGACGAUGCUGUUCGAAACAUAUUCUCAACAAACACUUCUCAAGAAUAUCAACCCUUCUCCCUCCUAAUUUUCUUUGCACUCUAUUGCAUAUUGGGACUCUUUACUUUUGGAAUUGCCGUGCCGUCCGGACUGUUCCUCCCAAUCAUCCUUAUGGGCUCAGGUUAUGGCCGCCUUAUCGGCAUCUUCAUGGAACCUUACACAAAAAAUGAUCAAGGGUUGUUUGCAGUACUUGGUGCAGCCUCCCUCAUGGCUGGUUCCAUGAGGAUGACUGUAUCCUUAUGUGUGAUCUUCCUUGAACUCACCAGCAAUCUUCUCCUGCUACCAAUAACAAUGAUGGUUCUCCUAAUAGCCAAAACUGUCGGAGACUGUUUCAAUCCAAGCAUCUAUGAGAUUAUACUGCACUUGAAAGGCCUUCCUUUCAUGGAUGCAAAUCCUGAACCAUGGAUGAGAAAUCUCACUGUAGGUGAUCUUGUUGAUGUCAAGCCAGCAGUGAUUUCCCUCCAUGGAGUAGAAAAGGUAGCCAAUAUAGUAGAUGCCUUGAAAAACACCACCCAUAACGGUUUCCCUGUUAUGGAUGAUGGGGUAGUACCACCGGUAGGACAGGCCAAUGAGGCAACAGAACUGCAUGGACUAAUUCUAAGAGCACACCUUAUCCAAGCAUUAAAAAAGAAGUGGUUCUUGAAAGAGAGAAGGAGAACAGAGGAAUGGGAAGUAAGAGAGAAAUUUACCUCGGUAGAGCUGGCUGAGAGAGGGAAUAUGGAAGAGGUGGCUAUAACAAGGGAGGAAAUGGAGAUGUUUGUUGAUCUACAGCCUCUCACUAAUACAACUCCCUUUACAGUGCUAGAGAGCGUAUCAGUAGCAAAGGCAAUGAUCCUCUUCAGGCAAGUUGGACUUCGCCAUCUGCUUGUGGUACCCAAGUAUCAGGCAUCUGGGGUAUCCCCUGUAAUUGGGAUCUUGACCAGACAGGAUCUACUGCCCUACAACAUUCUGACAGUCUUUCCUCACCUGGCAAAACAUAAGAACAGAGAAAAGAGGAACUGAAGCUUUCCUAGUCAUUGAAUGGCCAGCAGCUCUCUUGGCACAAAUUGGUUUUUUUAUUUCAUGAGAAGUUAUUACUCAGUUUUGUUUUACUUGAAUUAAAAGCAUGAAGAUGUAUAAGCUUCAAAUUUGAUUGAAAACUAUAUACAUUAAAUUCCUUCUACACAAAA
Molecule: messenger RNA, 2707 nt
Organism: Lotus japonicus
Lineage: Eukaryota; Viridiplantae; Streptophyta; Magnoliopsida; Fabales; Fabaceae
Product: chloride channel protein CLC-a
Exons: 6
Coding region: 174-2540 (788 amino acids)
Biological process (GO): transmembrane transport; chloride transport
Cellular component (GO): intracellular membrane-bounded organelle; plant-type vacuole membrane
Molecular function (GO): nitrate:proton symporter activity; voltage-gated chloride channel activity
Source: RefSeq, a predicted model, not a curated record